Messenger RNA from Ooceraea biroi (clonal raider ant), 808 nucleotides. RefSeq lists its product as uncharacterized. The record is from RefSeq and is a predicted model, not a curated record. Lineage: Eukaryota; Metazoa; Arthropoda; Insecta; Hymenoptera; Formicidae.
AAUCGGUCUCGUUAUUUCCCGAAACCUGACUUCACUUAUAGCUCACUUUUGUGCGUUGUAGCGGAAAAAAGAUGACGAAUUCGUAAAUUUCGUACGAUAUCGAUCAAAUACGGUAACCCCGUGCGUCGUGCACUGUCCUCGACACGCAGUUUCAAUUCGCCGGAGUGUUUAGUUCAGUAUUCUCGAGGACAAGGAAGUUUCGUCAUACCGAAAAUAUGUCUGCGCAAACGGAUUCGAGAUGCGACUCGAGACCGGUAACGUCGAAGAGAUCGGAGAAGCCACCAUUUAAACUGUGUUUCUCGAAAAAACAGUACAUCGGUAGAUCUGAUAUCUGCGUAUCGAAGACGAAUGCAGAUUUCGUUACACCGAAAUUCUACUCGAGGGAGCUCGAGGACACGCGGAAUGCGAACGUAAACGACACGCUCGAGAGAAUCGCUGCGGAGCAGAAAAGAAAUCCGAGAGAUUUGUACCAGUCGCCAUUAUUGACUAGCCACACUUACGGUUGGUGGCACGAUCGAGGAAUACGCCCGAAGGAUCCGCGAUUUACUUUUCACAAGAGAACGUCGGACUUGGUAAGCUUCCAGAUGAAAAUCUACGCCGUGGAUCGAAAAAUGAAAGGUCUCAAGCCAUAAGCACGCAACGUAAUUCAAUUAACUGCUUCGUCAUUGCCAAGUACUCGGUGUGGACUUGUAAGCAUUUUGUAUUGCUGAAGUAACAUUGUAAUUCAAUGAUCUGUUUUAGUAUCAUCUAAUAACUCGAUAUAUGUAGUCUGACUAUCACAAUAAUAUAUAUUUUCUUUCUAUUCUUA